Molecule: messenger RNA, 1491 nt
Organism: Ilyonectria robusta
Lineage: Eukaryota; Fungi; Ascomycota; Sordariomycetes; Hypocreales; Nectriaceae
Exons: 1
Coding region: 1-1491 (496 amino acids)
Molecular function (GO): protein binding
Source: RefSeq, a predicted model, not a curated record
AUGCAGGUGCUCGAGCAAAUCAAGAGUCUAUUUGGACUCAGACGCCCACGUCGUCCACUCCAUCCCGCUGCAGCUCUAAACACCCUCCCGACAGAGAUCUUUCAGGAGAUUUCCAGUUACGUCUCACCCGUUGACAGGGCAGCCUUGGCUCUCGUCAGCCAUCGACACCUCUAUAUGCUUGGCAGAAAUGUGCUACGACUGGAGCAAAAAGGGCGGUAUCAGCUGCUGAAACGUCUCGAGGUCGAUGGGUGUUUCGUUUCGCAGAUAUUGUGUCCGCUGUGUCGCAUCUUUCACACACCCCGAAAUACUCAUGUUUCGGACCUGAGAGAAGGAGGUCGGGCCUGUGUCAAGUUUGGCGAUAGGAAGAUCCAACAAAAGACGACAUCACGUCACCUCCCACGUCACGUCCAUUUCGAUCUUGUCGCCGCCAUAACGAGAAGCCAUCGCCACAAAUCUGCAUUACAUGAGCCUCGUCUCCUAAACUCUAGCCACUACUACUUUCAUGAAUAUGGAACAGCUCGCAUCAGCUGCUACGUGUCGGCCAAAGUGGUCAACAGACGGCUACUCCUCAAAACCGAAAAGUAUCUCUUCCCUCGAGUAGAGACGUUGGACGCGCUCGAUGCCAUUCCUGAGCUACUAGGUGUUCUCAAAAGAAAUCCCGGCCUUGGGGCCUGCUGUGCCCAUCAUGACUGGCAGUGGUUUCGGAGAUUUAUAUUCAGGCCACAUCCCUACUUUCCCGAGGAAACAAAUAAACAGUGGUGUCUAUGGACUCACGGCGAGAGGUGUUGGCAUCCUCAUCGCGUCCGGGAAGGUCCAUGCCUUGGAGGGGUGAAGGACGAUUUGUUGGAAAUUCGCGGGUGCCAACGAUGUCACACUGAUAUUGGCAUCAGCGUCCGCAAUAUUCACGGAGAAAGCGCCGCUCUGAUUCUCACAACGUGGAAAGACCUCGGGCUUGGGAUGGACACCGAAGAUGUCUCCUGGAAGUCGCACCUUGAGCAUACGCCUGGGCAACAAAAGAAAGACCGCAAAACGAAAAUUGGAGACAUCCACACAGCUUUCGAAACGAGGCCUGGGCGCAUUCAGAGAGUUUAUGACGGCCCCAGCGGAGAUGAAUGGAGCACUGCUGCUUUCGGAAAAGACUCAAUCAACCGCCGAAGAGAACGAGCUGAGCUUUUGACAAGCACGCGUGCAACCAGAAGAGUAGGAAGACACCAACACACACACGGCCAGACGGGACCUACUCCAAGCACUUCGAGCCACAUGGAGGCCUACUUUUCUACUUCGACUUCUUCGCCGUCUCGUCGGGCCCCUACCGUUCCCGAACCGCCGUCUAGGUCGAUAUCCAUGUCGUCCCCGCCGUCAUUCGCGACCGCGACCGUGUCUUCCCAGAAUCGAAUAGUGUCGCGUCGCGAUGGUUCCUCUUCGACGCUCAUCUACAGGGUGCCUGCUUUUGACCCCCCGGCCCGACGAAACAGGAAUCGGAGACCGUAG